Messenger RNA from Mytilus trossulus (common blue mussel), 6372 nucleotides. Its product is annotated as deleted in malignant brain tumors 1 protein-like. Gene Ontology annotation, cellular component: membrane. The coding region runs from base 1 to 6372 and encodes 2123 amino acids. NCBI's taxonomy places the organism in Eukaryota, Metazoa, Mollusca, Bivalvia, Mytilida, Mytilidae. The record is from RefSeq and is a predicted model, not a curated record. The transcript has 41 exons.
AUGUUAAGAAUUAAGAAAGGUUUUGCCGGUAGAAGUUUGUUUGACACUAUCGCCGUUAUCGCUGUUCGCAUGUUCAUCUCCUCUAUUGCCAAGACCUUGGAAAGUAAGGCUAUGAACGCUGCCACCUAUGCAGCCAUGAUAGGAGUUGAAAAGGUGGUAGCCAAAGUCGUCGACCAUGACGUUGACAAAGUGAACAGCCCUCGAAAACCCAGUGUCCAACGCAGCAAGCCCAAUCAACAGCUCAGUGUUAAACGCACUGUUAUACAAUUACGAGGAGGUAAAAAUAUACUGCAAGGAAGAGUUGAAGUAUUUCACAGUGGACAAUGGGGAACAAUUUGCGAUGAUAAAUUCGAUGAAAAUGAUGCCCGUGUUGUUUGUCGUAUGCUUGGACUAGAAGUUAUACAUCCGGUCUUUUGGGCUGGUCAGUCAGGUACUGGAAAAAUUUGGAUGAAUAACUUAGACUGCAAUGGAGAAGAACUUGAUUUAUCAGGCUGUAUAUUUCCCGGAUGGUAUAAUAAUAACUGUGAACAUUCUGAAGAUAUUAGUGUAAACUGUGAUGUUACAGUUGUUAGACUCGUAAAUGGUUCAUUUGCGGGAGAGGGACGUGUUGAGGUUAAACAUAAUGGUGAAUGGGGUACUAUAUGUGACGACAAUUUUGACAACUUUGAUGCCAAAGUUAUAUGCAAAAUGUUAGGGUUCAUAAAUACCAAUCCAACUGUACAUCGGAAUGGUUAUUUCGGAAAAGGACUUGGUAAAGUUAUGAUGAACAAUCUUGACUGUUCGGGCAGAGAAAGAGACGUGAAUGAAUGUUCGUUUCCUGGAUGGGAAAAAAAUAACUGUGUUCAUAGUAAAGAUGUUGGUGUUUCGUGUGCAACACCGGUGAGACUUGUCGGUGGACAUAUUCCAUCGCAAGGCAGAUUGGAAGUGUAUCAUGAAAACGGGUGGGGAUCAGUUUGUGAUAACAGUUUUGACCAGAAAGAUGCUAUAGUUGUAUGUAGGACUCUUGGAUUUUUGACAAGCCAACCGAUCGUUUAUCCUGGAGCACACUUUGGAAAGAGUAAUCUUCCAAUUAAAAUGGACGAUUUAAAUUGUUAUGGCACAGAAAAUGACAUAUCUGCAUGCAGAUUUAAAGGCUGGGAUAAAAAUGACUGUAAUCAUUCGAAAGAUGUUGGUAUCCAAUGCCAAACAAGAAUAAGAUUAGUCGAUGGGCCAACGCUUUCUAGAGGUAGAGUUGAAAUAAAGUACCGUGGUGAAUGGGGCACAAUUUGUGACGACUCAUUUGGAGAUGAAGAAGCCACAGUUGUUUGUCGCAUGCUUGGUUAUCAUAAUACGAAUUAUCGUGUAUAUGGAUCUGCUCAUUACAAUGAAGGUGUUGGCAAAAUAUGGAUGGAUGACGUAUCGUGUGAUGGCUCUGAAAAAGAUAUAGUUGAGUGCAAAUUUGCAGGUUGGGGUCAACAUGACUGUGGACAUCAUGCAGACGUUUCCGUGGACUGUGAUACCAGAGUGAAUUUGAUGAAUAGUAUCGAAGGACAGGGUACAGUAUCUAUUUAUCACGAAAGCAUAUGGGGUUCAGUAUGUGAUGAUGGUUUUACUACAGAAAACGCACAAGUUAUUUGUGCUACGAUAGGCCACCAUACCCUGAACCCUACAGUAUUCACAGGGGCUCAUUUCGGGAGUCUUAGCGGGCCUAUCUGGAUGGAUGAUGUUAAAUGUAGUGGAAUGGAAAGUGACAUUGGAUCGUGUUCAAACAGCGGAUUGGGCAGACACAACUGCGGUCAUGCGGAGGAUGUUGGUGUUAACUGUGGAACUGCCUUCAGACUUAAAAACGGAAACCAUGCCUUUGAAGGUAGAGUAGAAGUAUUUCACAAUGGCAAUUGGGGGACUAUCUGUGAUAACGAAUUUGAUGUAGAAGAGGCAAGAGUUGUUUGCAGAAUUUUAGGAUACGAACGCCGAUCACCACUUGUGUAUGGCAAUGCCUACUUUGGGCCUGGAUCAGGUGCAAUUUUAGUUGAAAGUGUCAACUGUGGUGGAAGCGAGACAAAUUUUGAACAUUGUGGACACAGUGCAUGGGGACAUCAUAAUUGCGGGCACAAUGAAGACGUUUCGAUAUCAUGUAAAACACCAAUAAGACUUGCUAAUGGCAAAAAGGCUACUGAAGGAAGAGUCGAGGUUUAUCACAACAACGAAUGGGGGACCAUUUGUGAUACCUCAUUUGAUUCCGAUGAUGCGAAAGUUGUUUGUAGAAUGCUUGGAUAUGACACUUCUUUUACAGAAGCGUUUGGUGGUUCUGUUUAUGGCCAGGGAACUGGUAGAAUUAUGAUGGACAAUGUUGCUUGUACAGGCGAUGAAAAAGAUAUCGGAGACUGUAAUUUCAGUGGAUGGAGGACAAGUGUUUGUUCGCAUUCAAAUGAUGUUGGUGUGUCUUGUGGUGCCAAGAUAAGACUUGUAAAUGGAAAAAACGAUGCACAAGGAAGGGUAGAAAUUUACCAUGGCGGUAAUUGGGGAACGAUUUGUGAUGAUACAUUUGACGUCAUGGCAGGAAAAGUUAUAUGUAAAGUGCUAGGUUUUGAUAUUUUAAAUGUUAAAGUCUAUACUGGUGCUCAUUUUGGACAGGGAUCUUAUCCAGUUAUCAUGGAUGACCUUCUGUGUUUUGGGACAGAGACCGAUUUAUCAGACUGCAGUUUCCGAGGAUGGGGGAAACGCUAUUGUACCCAUGGACAGGAUGCAGGUGUUGCAUGCCACAUUCCAAUUCGUCUAUCCGGUGGUACAUCAUUAACCGAAGGCACAAUCGAAGUUCGUUUUAAUGAUGAGUGGGGCACCAUUUGUUCUGACAGUUUUGACUUAGAUGAUGCUCGUGUAAUAUGUAGAACUUUCGGAUACAACAUUUCAUAUCCUGAAGUUUGUGAUUCAUGCUUUGGUUCGUCAAACAGAAGUCAUCUUGCAAACGUAACUUGCACAGGUGGAGAAAUAGACAUUGGUUCUUGUUCGUCAUCUCACUGGCAGAUUGGAACAUGUGUAAGCGGUGGAGACAUUGGUGUUAUUUGUAAAACACGAGUGCGUCUAAGCGGUGGAAAUAAUCCUUCAUCUGGACGUAUAGAGGUAUAUCAUAACAAACAAUGGGGGACAAUAUGCAGUGAGGAUUUUGAUCAGACGGAUGGCAAGGUAGUCUGCAGUAUGCUUGGAUAUAAUACAACACAAAUUACUGUUCAUGAAAGUCCUGUGUUUGGUAGUGGUUCGGCUACCAUUAUGAUGGAAAACCUUCGAUGUCUGGGUACUGAACGUCAUAUUUCAGCAUGCAAAUAUAGCGGAUGGGAAAAUCAUGUUUGUCAGCACACUCAGGAUGUUAGUAUUUCAUGUGGUAAAACUCCUGUACGACUCGUUAAUGGCACUCGCAAGUCAUUGGGAAGAUUAGAAGUGUAUCAUAACAAUAUUUGGGGUAGUGUGUGUGAUAGGAAUUUCGACCAGAAUGACGCCGAAGCAGUAUGCAGAAGUCUUGGUUUGAAAACGAAGUUUCCAUAUGCAGUACCAAAUGCAUAUUUUGGGCGGUCAAAUGGAAUGGUCAUGUUAGACAAUUUAGAUUGCAACGGUACGGAAAGUGACAUUGCUACCUGUAAAUCGUAUGGUUGGGGACAUUCAGAUUGUACUCAUGAUCACGAUGUAUCUGUAUUAUGUGGUACUAUGGUGAGACUGGUGGGUGGAAAAGACGAAUCUCAAGGACGAGUAGAAUUGUUUCACAAAGGCAACUGGGGAACAAUUUGUAAUGACGGAUUUGAUAUAGAUGAUGCUGCAGUCAUUUGCACGAUGCUUGGGUUUAAUAAUUCGUACCCAAAUAUUCUGUCCGCACCUGAAUUUGGGAGUGGGAGUGGAGAUAUUUUCCUGAAGGAUGUAGAAUGUAAAGGAAAAGAACAUGACAUAACAGACUGUAAUUACAAGGGAUGGGAAAUUAGUGGAUGUGUGCAUUCCGAGGACGUUGCUAUUGAUUGUUCAACCAAUAUACGAUUAACAGGUGGAGAUGGUCCAUUCGAAGGCUUAGUAGAGGUGUACCAUGAUGGCAAUUGGGGAACAAUUUGUAAACAUGGAUUCGAUGUAAAUGGUGCUACGGUUAUUUGUAAAGCUUUAGGCUACAAGGAGAGUAUCCCUACGGUAUUACCGAUAUCAAAAUUCAAAUCAGGAUUUGGACCGAUCUGGAUGGAAAACGUAAUGUGUACUGGAAAAGAGGUUGAUAUAGCUUUGUGCAAAUUCAGAGGAUGGGGACAAGUUGGUCAAUGUAAUCAUACAGAGGACAUUGCUUUAACAUGCGGAGCAGAUAUUAAGGUUAAAAUCAAUGGAGGAAAAGGCGAUUUUGAAGGAGAAAUAGAAAUAACAAAUGACACGGACUGGUUUCCAGUAUGUAAAACAGAUUUUACAAUGAGCACAGCAAAGGUUGUUUGUCUGCAUUUUGGGUAUCCUGCAAGCGAAGUUGAUCCAACUGUGAUGGAAUUAAACGAAUUUGGAGAAUAUAACAUUACGGCACAUGCAUACCAGGUUCAAUGCACAGGUGGGGAGCUGGAUGUAGCUGUGUGUAAUGUCACUUUUCAACGCCAUUGUCCAAAUGACGAGUAUGUUGCUGUACGAUGCCCGAGGACAGAAUUGCGUCUUAUUUAUGAUUUAUCGCCGUCAGUAGGCAGAGUUGAAGUAUCCCGUAAGGGAAAAUGGGGGUCUAUUUGCGGUCAUUCAUUUGACGAGAGAGAUGCAAGAGUUAUCUGUCGCAUGUUAGGAUUUGAACCUGAUGGAGCCAAAUAUUAUACAGGAAAUAGAUUUGGAACAUCGAAAUAUAUGCCAUGGAUUGACAACCUACUAUGCAGCGGAUUUGAAAAAGACAUAUCAUCAUGUCAUCUGAAUUGGACAAGAGACUCAUGUAGUGAAUACGAGAAUGUUGCAGUAUCAUGUGCUGAAACAAAGGUGCGACUUGUGAAUGGAGCUGGACCGUGGGAGGGCCGUGUUGAGGUCAAGAGAAAAGGACAAUGGGGCACUAUUUGUGACUUAUCAUUCGGACUGAAUGAAGCAUCAGUUAUAUGCCGGAUGAUUGGAUUUACGGAGGCAUUUACCAUGCCUAAAGCAUUGAAAUCAUCAUAUUUUGGUCCAAGCAGCCUACCAUCGCAUUUAAGUAUGAUUUCAUGUUCGGGAACCGAGUUAGAUGUAAACGCCUGCAUUCAGGGUAUUUGGGGAACGAACACGUGUAGCAAUUUACAAGAGGCUGGAGUCGAUUGUAGAGAAACAAAUCUUCGUCUUUCUGGUGGAAGUCAUAAUAUGGAGGGUAGAGUCGAAAUCAAGCCAAAAGGUAUUUGGGCGGCAGUAUGUGAUGACGACUGGGAUGAUGUGGAAGCAACCAUGGUUUGCAAAACACUCGCAUCGUUUCCAUUCGAUAGGCUAGUCAGAGGGAAGGCAUUGAAAGGUAGUUUUUUUGGACCCGGACGAGGGUUGAUUGGUUAUAACCGGGUAAAAUGCAAUGGAUCUGAAAUAGAUCUGAUGCAUUGUAAACUGCAAGAUAUAAAAGCUCCAAUAUGUGAUCAUUCACGGGAAGCAGGUGUGGCAUGUUCAUUCGAGGAAAAAGUGAGGCUGUCAAGGUCAGCAACUGAGGGAACUGUUUCGGUCAACGUGAACAGCAUUUGGAACAAUCUAUGUGAGGAUGAAUUUGGUCAGGAAGAAGCUAGAGUCAUUUGCAGGGAACUUGGGUAUUGUGCUUCGAGCAAAACAUUUUUCACAGAAAGAAACGGAUCAGCUGUUCUUAUUGGAGAUUUGCAAUGCAACGGACAUGAAACUGAUAUUGGUUAUUGCAAAGCACAACUCGAUAAAUCAACGUGUACAGAAAAAGUAGUUGGUAUAGAUUGUACAGGUGAUUGGAAAGUAAAACUGGAAAAAGGACAACAUAUUUUAGAAGGACGAGUUUAUAUAGGUGACGGAAAUAGUUGGGGUAGCAUGUGUGAUAAUACAAUUACAGAAGAUGCAGCAAAGGUUAUUUGCAGCACAGCUACUGGGUAUAGGGACACUAAACCAGUCUUUAGUCAUGAACCUUUUGAUUUCGACCCACCCGACUUUUUAGUAAACGGGCUGACAUGCGGUGGAUGGGAAGAGCAUAUUGCACAGUGUACAUUUUCCAAAAUAGAUUCCGGUGUUUGUAACGUACAGUUUACGCGUGUAAAAUGUUUUGGAGAUUGUGUUCACUUUUAUUUCGAACGGUCCGGUAGUAUAACUUCUGAAAAUUAUGGAAGUCAGUUUUACAAACCUGGAAUAGACUGUAUAUACAUAAUAAAACCUCCAAAGGCUAUAUAUAAAAUUGAAAUCGUGGAUCUACAGAUGGCAGAUGCUGGCGACUUUAUUCAGGUACCUUAA